AACAUUCUAUCUGAUAAUCUUUCAUGUUUUAAGUUUUAAAUUGAUAUUAGUUCUUUAUUCUAUGAAUUAAAUACAUUAAACUAUACAGGAACUCAAGCAACAUGAUCAACCUACCUAUUGAAAUCACCACUCUAUUUAACCCACUCAUUCCACACUCACUACCACCACCACCAUCAUGGGCGCCAGCGUAAUCGAAUCCUCCGAGUUCAUCAAAGUCCUCUCUGACGGCUCCGUAGAGCGGUUCACACCCGAAAGGGCUCCGCCCUCCCUUGACCUAUACAAUGGUUACAAGUGCAAAGAUGUUACCAUAGACCCUUUAAAGGCAAUAACCGCACGAAUUUUCAUCCCCUCCACUGCUGCGACCACCAUGUUACCGGUCUUGGUAUAUUUCCACGGUGGCGGUUUUUGCAUUGGCUCCACCACAUGGCUAGGCUACCACCAUUUCCUUGGAGACCUUUCAGCCACUUCCGAAUCCAUCAUCCUAUCCGUAGACUACCGCCUAGCCCCAGAAAAUAGGCUACCAAUUGCAUAUGAAGACUGCUACACUUCUCUCAUUUGGUUGAGCCAGCAAAAACCAACCGACUCUUGGCUCCAAAAUGCCGAUCUUUCUCGGGUUUUUCUUUCAGGAGAUAGUGCCGGAGGUAACAUAGCUCACCAUGUAGCCCUUAGAGCAAUUCGGGAUCAAGAAUGUCCGGUUAGAAUCAUUGGAAUAAUACCGAUUCACCCUUACUUUGGUAGCGAGAAGCGGACUGAGUUAGAGACGAGAAAGGGGUCAACUGAUGAGGUGAGGUCCAAUGAUAUGUUUUGGAGGCUGAGCAUACCCGAGGGCUUGAACCGGGACUAUGACGGUUGCAACCUCGAACAGAUGAAGGUGUCUAUGUCCGAAUGGAGCCGGUUUCCUAACGUGCUCGUUUUCGUGGCGGAGUUGGAUUUCUUGAAAGAAAGGGGAGUGACGUAUGCCGAAUUUCUGAAGAAAAAAGGCGUAAAGAAAGUGAAACUCGUUGAGACAAAAGAUGAAAAACAUGUUUUUCAUGUCUUUCGCCCGGAUUCUGAGCCGACUAGGUUGUUACAGAAGCAAAUGAAUGACUUCAUACACAGCGUUUAAGUUGACUCAUUACAGAAAAGCCUUGAAUCACAUCUUUUCCGAUUCGAAGAAUAAAUACAAAAACUGAAAUAUGUAACUUAUUUACAUAUUAUGCACCUAUGAUUGAACUUUUUACAUACC
Messenger RNA from Helianthus annuus (common sunflower), 1225 nucleotides. RefSeq names its product probable carboxylesterase 6. The transcript has a single exon. Gene Ontology annotation, molecular function: hydrolase activity. The coding region runs from base 176 to 1105 and encodes 309 amino acids. The record is from RefSeq and is a predicted model, not a curated record. NCBI's taxonomy places the organism in Eukaryota, Viridiplantae, Streptophyta, Magnoliopsida, Asterales, Asteraceae.